Molecule: messenger RNA, 3492 nt
Organism: Pongo pygmaeus (Bornean orangutan)
Lineage: Eukaryota; Metazoa; Chordata; Mammalia; Primates; Hominidae
Gene: PCDHB8
Product: protocadherin beta 8
Exons: 1
Coding region: 1-2406 (801 amino acids)
Biological process (GO): homophilic cell-cell adhesion
Cellular component (GO): plasma membrane
Molecular function (GO): calcium ion binding
Source: RefSeq, a predicted model, not a curated record
AUGGAGGCCAGCGGGAAGCUCAUUUGCAGACAAAGGCAAGUCGUUUUUUCCAUUCUCCUUUUGGGUUUAUCUCUGGCGGGCGCGGCGGAACCUAGACGCUAUUCUAUGGUAGAGGAAACUGAGGGCAGCUCCUUUGUCACCAGUUUAGCAAAGGACCUGGGUCUGGAGCAGAGGGAAUUCUCCAGGCGGGGGGUUAGGGUUGUUUCCAGAGGGAACAAACUACAUUUGCGGCUCAAUCAGGUGACCGGGGAUUUGUUGCUAAAUGAGAAAUUGGACCGUGAGGAUCUAUGCGGUCACACAGAGCCCUGUGUGCUACGUUUCCAAGUGUUGCUAGAGAGUCCCUUCGAGUUUUUUCAAGCUGAGCUACAAGUAAUAGACAUAAACGACCACUCUCCAGUAUUUCUGGACAAACAAAUGUUGGUGAAAGUGUCAGAGAGCAGUCCUCCUGGGACUGCGUUUCCUCUGAAGAAUGCUGAAGACUUAGAUGUAGGCCAAAACAAUAUUGAGAACUAUAUAAUCAGCCCCAACUCCUAUUUUCGGGUCCUCACCCGCAAACGCAGUGAUGGCAGGAAAUACCCAGAGCUGGUGCUGGACAAAGCGCUGGACCGAGAGGAAGAAGCUGAGCUCAGGUUAACACUCACAGCACUGGAUGGUGGCUCUCCGCCCAGAUCUGGCACUGCUCAGGUCUACAUCGAAGUCCUGGAUGUCAACGAUAAUGCCCCUGAAUUUGAGCAGCCUUUCUAUAGGGUGCAGAUCUCUGAGGACAGUCCAGUAGGCUUCCUGGUUGUGAAGGUCUCUGCCACGGACGCAGACACAGGAGUCAACGGAGAGAUUUCCUAUUCCCUUUUCCAAGCUUCAGACGAGAUUGGCAAAACUUUUAAGGUCGAUUUCUUGACAGGAGAAAUUCGACUAAGAAAACAACUUGAUUUCGAAAAAUUUCAGUCCUAUGAAGUCAAUAUCGAGGCGAGAGAUGCUGGAGGCUUUUCUGGAAAAUGCACCGUUCUGAUUCAAGUGAUGGAUGUGAACGACCAUGCCCCAGAAGUUACCAUGUCUGCAUUUACCAGCCCAAUACCUGAGAACGCGCCUGAAACUGUGGUUGCACUUUUCAGUGUUUCAGACCUUGAUUCAGAAGAAAAUGGGAAAAUAAGUUGCUCCAUUCAGGAGGAUUUACCCUUCCUUCUGAAAUCUUCUGUGGGGAACUUUUACACUCUACUAACAGAGACACCACUAGACAGAGAAAGCAGAGCCGAGUACAACGUCACUAUCACCGUCACUGACUUAGGGACACCCAGGCUGACAACACGCCUCAAUAUGACCGUGCUGGUCUCCGACGUUAAUGACAACGCCCCCACCUUCACCCAAACCUCCUACACCCUGUUCGUCCGCGAGAACAACAGCCCCGCCCUGCACAUCGGCAGCGUCAGCGCCACAGACAGAGACUCAGGCACCAACGCUCAGGUCACCUACUCGCUGCUGCCGCCCCAGGACCCGCACCUGCCCCUCGCCUCCCUGGUCUCCAUCAACGCAGACAACGGCCACCUGUUCGCCCUCAGGUCGCUGGACUACGAGGCCCUGCAGGAGUUCGAGUUCCGCGUGGGCGCCACAGACCGCGGCUCCCCGGCGCUGAGCAGCGAGGCGCUGGUGCGCGUGCUGGUGCUGGACGCCAACGACAACUCGCCCUUCGUGCUGUACCCGCUGCAGAACGGCUCCGCGCCCUGCACCGAGCUGGUGCCCCGGGCGGCCGAGCCGGGCUACCUGGUGACCAAGGUGGUGGCGGUGGACGGCGACUCGGGCCAGAACGCCUGGUUGUCGUACCAGCUGCUCAAGGCCACGGAGCCCGGGCUGUUCAGUGUGUGGGCGCACAAUGGCGAGGUGCGCAUCGCCAGGCUGCUGAGCGAGCGCGACGCGGCCAAGCACAGGCUGGUGGUGCUGGUCAAGGACAAUGGCGAGCCUCCGCGCUCGGCCACCGCCACGCUGCACGUGCUCCUGGUGGACGGCUUCUCCCAGCCCUACCUGCCGCUUCCGGAGGCUGCCCCAGCCCAGGGCCAGGCCGACUCUCUCACCGUCUACCUGGUGGUGGCGUUGGCCUCGGUGUCGUCGCUCUUCCUCUUUUCGGUGCUCCUGUUCGUGGCGGUGCGGCUGUGCAGGAGGAGCAGGGCGGCCUCAGUGGGUCGCUGCUCGGUGCCUGAGGGCCCCUUUCCAGGACAUCUGGUGGACGUGAGCGGCACCGGAAGCCUGUCUCAAAACUAUCAGUACGAGGUGUGCCUGGUAGGAGGCUCAGGGACGAAUGAGUUCCAGUUCCUGAAACCAGUAUUACUUAAUAUUCGGGACCAUUCUUUUGGGCCAGAAAUGGAAGAAAACUCUAACUUUAGGAAUGGCUUUGGUUUCAGCCUUCAGUUAAAGUAAUUGUUUUCAUAUUAUUUAUUUUAAUUUUUAUGAUCAAUUCAAAGUAAUGGUUUUCUGUCAACAUAGCAUAAAUUUUAAAUUACACUAAAUUUGCCCAUAGUAUUUGUCUUGUUUUCACUGUUUUAAAAAUUAUCUCAUCUUCUCUUCAUUAGUAUAUCCAGUGGACUCUAAUCAUAAUUCUUUAACAGUGCAAUUUUAAUUAAAAUGUACAUAGUAAAAUGCACAGAUCUGAAGUGAAGAAAUUAAUGUAACUUAUCUUUUUAAGCCUUUAUUUUUUGAUUUCUAAUCUAGCUACAAUUUAGUUAAAAGUGGUGUAGAGAAUGUUUUACAUUUAUUGCCUUUUAAAUGUUUCCCCAUAUCCUAAGGGAGUUGACGUAUUAUCCCCUUUUUUAAAUAUGAGAAACUGAGGCUUAGAAAGGUAACUUGGCUGUGAGCACUGGCUCACACCUGUAAUCACAACACUUUGAGAUGCUGAGGCAAGCUGAACCCUUUGAGCUCAGUAGUUCAAGACCAGCCUGGGCAAUGGGGCAAAACACUGACACUAACAAAAAUACAAAAAUUAGCCAGGUGUGAUUGUGAACCUGUAGUCCCAAAUACUCAGGAGGCUGAGGUAAGAGGAUCCCCUGAGCCCAGGAGACAGAGACUACAGUGAGCCAAGAUUGUGCCAUUGCACUCCAGGCUAGGUGACAGAGUGAGACCUCAUCCCCCCUGCAAAAAACGAUUAACUUUCUGAUAAUUCUGAAGUAAUAAAGGUAAAAAUUUAAAAUAUAAUCUAAGUCUAACCAAUAUGCUAUAUGGUCAGGCAUUAACUGAUAGCAUUGUUUUUCUAACUAAGGAAGUGAAAUUUUUGUUAUUCCUACUCCUAUUCCAUGAACUAAACUCUCAUGUGAAAAUAUAAGUUUUAGUUUAUAGUUUCUUUAUACUACUCUGCACAAAUAUACCCAUGUUCUUAUUGAAGCUCUAAGUAUGCUGGGACAGAUACUACAAAUGAACUUUAUGAUGAGUGAAUUAACCUGAUUUAUGUUCCUGUACCUUCUCUAUAUGCCAUAUCCAUUAUUAAAGAAAUGAGUCUAAGUAAGAAGUAGA